AUGGCCAGCAAUAUCUCGGGGAACAGGAAUAGUACUCCCGAAGCCUCAAAGACUACCCUGCGCCCUCCCUCCUCCAGAACUGUCGGUCCUUCGGGUACCCACAAUCAGCAGGUUCGUUCUUCAGCCGACAUGUCCUUCACUUCUCCCUUGUCUGCACGCCUCCGUCCUGCCUCCGAGGUUCUUUAUAAUCAGCAGUCCCAACAAGGAAGCUUGGACGACUCGAGCAAGCUAGGCGAGCAAUGGAUUCAAGACAUUGAACAGUACGAGACAAUGCUGGAAGAGAUGGCUGCGGCGACCUUGGAUCAGGAUUUCAAGGAUGAGUUGAGUGCGAUUGAACAGUGGUUCCGUGUCUUGAGCGAGGCCGAGCGUACCGCUGCUACAUAUGCCUUGAUUCAACAAACUACUCAGAUGCAACAACGCUUCUUUGCUCAGGUCCUCAAUCAGAUGUCCAAGAGUCAUCCUAUCUCUGGCGUCUUGUCACCUGCCAACUUUGGAGAAAAGGAUGCUAUGUCGAGCCGCCUGAGUGACGCAAUGUCAAAACUCAACGUGGAAGAUCGAAGGACAUCUGUCGGCCGUCCUCCUGUCUCUCCAGCGGGGAACAAACGUAAUUCAGGCCUCGAUCAAUCUACAAUUCACGCCAUGUUUCCUGACGCUGUUGCUGCUAUUCAGCAGCAGAAGGCUGAAUAUGCUCAACAGACGGGCAACCUGCCACCAUCGAACAGGAAUAGCACGGUUGGAGACCGCACGUCGUUGGCCGCUCCCACAAUUGCUGCUCCUAGGGAGAACAAGUCGGAUGCUUUGAGUUGGCGACAAGGGCCAGAUUCACAUCAGCCUCCCAUUUCACGACCUAAGUCGUCUUCGGGUGGGCAACAGCAACCAGGGCAGGCACCAAUGGGCCAGUUCAGCCAACCACCUCUAUCCGCUGGUCUACGUUCUCCAAGGCCCAUGGGUCCCCCAUCUGCUGGUAUUCAAAAUACGACUUUGACAGCUCCUGACCAUCUCUCUAGUGACCACCCAGUUCUCUCUCCCUAUAAUGUAGGCAAUCAGAGCUGGGCUUCGAUGAGCAACACCCCAAUGGUUCCUAAUUUUGGUCAAAACGCAGCCCACAGUGAUAUGGUAGCCAAUGCGACCGCCAUGAAACUUGCGGCCUUGUCGACUGUCAACAACCGUAUCGCAUUGGAUGAUGUCAAGAAGUACCGCCGGGCCAGGUCUAAUGAGCCACAACCACAAGGCCAACCACCUUUGACCCCCGGAUUGACUGCAUCUGGUAUUCCAGGAAUCAACACAAUCAUGGUUAAUGACCACGGUCAAAUUCUGAAUGUUCAGCAGGUUGCAGCUAUCCAAGCCCACCAAAUCGCCGCCGCGCAGGGUCGGCGGUCUCGUCCCAAUUCCCCGGGACUGCCACUGCAAACGCCAUUGGGGCAGACAAGUUUUGCAUCUCCUCAGCACAAUGGCUUCUUGGCGGCCUAUGACGGUGCACCCCUCAUGAUGGGCGCGGGUGUCCCAGGUUUCAUUCCACCAGUGAUGGGUAGCGAGGGUUACCUAUCUGACCACUCUGAUAUCAAUCGUGGAAGGUCCCCUCGUGGUCGCCGUGGGAGUAGCAAGCCCCCGGAGGAUCCCACUGAUCCAACCUUGCUUCAAGAUAUUCCGGCAUGGCUUCGAUCUUUGAGAUUGCACAAAUACACGGACAAUCUGAAAGAGUUGAAGUGGGAAGAACUAAUCGAGCUAGAUGAUAAGGGGCUGGAUGCAAGAGGGGUCAAUGCACUGGGAGCCCGGAACAAAAUGCUCAAGGUUUUUGAACAAGUCAAAGAAGCUCGAGAAGGGGGCAAGCUGUGA
Messenger RNA from Exophiala aquamarina CBS 119918, 1836 nucleotides. RefSeq lists its product as uncharacterized. Gene Ontology annotation, molecular function: mRNA binding; translation repressor activity; protein binding. The record is from RefSeq and is a predicted model, not a curated record. NCBI's taxonomy places the organism in Eukaryota, Fungi, Ascomycota, Eurotiomycetes, Chaetothyriales, Herpotrichiellaceae. The transcript is spliced from 2 exons. Gene Ontology annotation, biological process: regulation of mRNA stability; nuclear-transcribed mRNA poly(A) tail shortening. Bases 1 to 1836 code for a protein of 611 amino acids. Gene Ontology annotation, cellular component: P-body.